CCGCCUAUAGCGAGGAGUGGCUACCCAGGGGCAAGCCCCUGGCAAGAUCUCCGGCCAGGUCCCAUCCCGAGGUUUCUUCUUCGGAUGGGUCUCUCAACGAUUCAGCAAUGAAUUCGCUCCCGACGGCCACCUCCCCUCGGCCAGCGGAUGACACGGAGGUGCAGUCCCAAAGGGUACCAGAGCAGGGGGAGGCGGCUCUGGAGACGCCCCAAGGCGAAAUUCCAGAUGCCGGGCACAUGGGGAGUAAGAUCCCCAUGGAUUAUGCUGACGAGAGCCGCAGCAAGCUGGGCUCCCAGCCGGACACUGCACCGGAACCUCCAAAGGUUCCGGAUUCGGGUGCACAACCCCUCGCUAGGGAGGGCGAGCCGGCCGUGCCGAUGACCUCCGUUGCGCCAGAGGCGUCAGAUAGUUUGCUGGAAGUGCUUCGCGGCGCUUCCAUGGGUGAAGAGCACCAUACUCUUAUGAGUGCGGUGAUUCAGAAGGUUCGGUCUGCCAAAAGAGGAUUGACCGAAGCCCGCACCAGCCUCCUGACAGGCUUUGAGGCGGUGCUGCUUGCCGCUGCUGCCUGGACAACAGAGGUCGCCGGACUCGAACGGGACCUGAAGCAGGCCGAAGAGGAGCUCGGCCUCACGAAGAGGCAGCUCGAAGAGAACAAAGGGGCCGCGACCGAAGUGGCGGCUGUGAAGAAAGCGCUAUCCGAGGCCGAAGGUAAGGCAGCCAUGGAGGCAUUGAGCGUGAAAAGCAAGAUGUUAGGGUGGGCGAGGUACAACAAGAGCUCCAGGAGUUUGGCAAGAAGUUCGAGUCCUUGGAGCGUGACUUCAAGACGAAAGAGUCCGAGCUUGCGAAGGCCCUUCAGAGCGCAAAAGAUGCCAGGGCCGAAGCCCAAAAGGGCGAACGCGACGGCGGGGAGCGGUGGAGCCGAGGAGGCGUUCCGGCGGGGUCCGACGACGGCGCGUGGCGAUGCGGGGCCGGCGUCGAGCACGUCGGGCGGCGGGGAGGAGAUGAGGAGGCGGUCGACAAAGCGGCGUUCCAGGUGGCGUGGCGACGGACGAGGGCGAGAUGGAGGCGACGGGUGA
This is a messenger RNA of Triticum aestivum (bread wheat), 1076 nucleotides long. RefSeq lists its product as uncharacterized. The transcript is spliced from 5 exons. The coding region runs from base 108 to 1076 and encodes 322 amino acids. The record is from RefSeq and is a predicted model, not a curated record. Lineage: Eukaryota; Viridiplantae; Streptophyta; Magnoliopsida; Poales; Poaceae.